Molecule: messenger RNA, 7476 nt
Organism: Spirodela intermedia
Lineage: Eukaryota; Viridiplantae; Streptophyta; Magnoliopsida; Alismatales; Araceae
Source: the annotation of a GenBank genome assembly
AUGAGGAGGGCUUCCACUGUUCUACCGCUCCUCCUGCUCUUCGUCCUCUCCCUCCCCUUAACGAUUCUCCUGCUCUCUUUCUUGGUUCCUGGUUGCUACGAGGAGGAUGGAUGUGGAUUGAAGAUAUUUGGGGGGAGGUGGGCGGUUGUGCCCUACCGUCCAAUUGAUCUCCUCCCGCUGCUGCCCCAUGGGGUCGCUUGGCCGAUUCUGGCCUCCCUCCGCAGCGCCGCCGACCUUCUGCCGUCUUUCGUGGGGUUCGCCAGCAAUUCCUCCCCGGAUUCCAGCCUGCAAUGGAAGGGGGCCUGUUUCUACCAGACCUCUGCAUGGUUGGAAUUCAACAACAAAAGCGGCACCUCUUUCGGCGGUGGCACCCUUCAUAUUAAGGUUAGUGGCCCGCCCCCAUCGUCUCGUGGUUGUAGAGAUUGUGCGUGCUCUGUAAUCUCGGGGCACACAUCCCUGUCAUUUCAAUUUAUUGAAUAUGUUCUCUUUUUCUUCUUGGGUUGUUUUGGGAAAAUGAAUACUAUUGAUACUAGGGAUCUUGACUGUUAUUACACUGACUGGAAAUAUUCUCUAGAAAUUCCUUUCAAUCUAAUUAUGCUUAGGAGUCGUAUGGACUUCCAGAUAGGGGAUUUUCCGUGCUAUGUAACAGGCUUUCAGGAAUGACCUGUCUUCAUAUAUUUUCUGCAAUGUGGCGUUGAUCCUUUUUAGUUUUGUCUUCUGCAUCACGAUUUUUAACUUCCGAACUGUGUGGUGCUUCAAAUCGAGAUUGUUCAACUACUGUUGACUGGAGUUUUGUUGAAGCACGUUGUCCUAUUCCUCACGAUUUUCUCAUUUUGAUGCUUUUGUAGGCCUCUCUGUAAACUUACUUUUUAUUAAAAUUUCUGUUUUUCACUUGCUUGUCUAGUUUUCUUUCAAUGAUUAUUAGAUCGUUAAAUCCUGGAUAAACUAGGCUCCUGGUGCGGUCAGUUGAACUAUGUUAAUUCUGUCCAUCUCUUAUUUCUUUCUUUCUGUUUAUCCUAAUAAGAUUUUUGAAUAUAGUAUUUGAUUUAUUUUUUCCUUGCGUUCGAGUUGGUCCCCUCCUCAAUGAAUUGAGAAGUGUCUAUGUUACGUCUUGCUGAUAGAUGAGUAUUUGAAUAGUUCUUUCUGAUGGCUGUUUUGCUUCAAAUGUGAUGGAUUUCUGGAUGUUGUUUCGAAAGUCAGCCAUUUUCUAACUUUUUUGUUUUAGUUAUGUCAAGACAGAUUGGGACACGCUUUUCUCGGGAACUGUAUGUUUGCUUGGAUCCCACUGUAAACUGCAUGCUAAAAGUUGCUAAGAAGAAAUAAAAAAUGGCAAGAACAUUUGGCCAGUUUUCAUUGUUCAGCCUAAGACUGAACAAUAAAGCUUCAAUCAUGAAAAACAAUAAAUUGAUGGUAGGAGUGGACCAUUGCAAACCAUAUUGAUGAUUUAGAUGAGUCUUUGCCAGGAUUUAGAGAACUAUGAGGCUAGUCAUAUCCCCACAGGACGUAACUAUUUAGUUUCAGUUCAUCACAUGAAAAACCUAAAACGAAUUGCCUUGUCACUUUCAGAGCUGACCUAACCUUUUCACCUUUAGAUACCACUGGUGGGUAUUCUUCACAAAUGGUUCAACGCAUAUGGUAGAGUUAUCCAUGGUUGCUAUUAACGCGCUGAUGGUGAACUACAUGAUGCCAAUGAUAGAGCUACGAAUUUCCAACACUCAUCUACAAGGUGCCAAAAGUGUGCGAGGAUCAUGUAUCUUGCGUUUGUCUAAUGCUUCAUUUCUUCUUCCUUGAACUGCGAUUGCAGUUGUUUUUUUUAUCAGUGUGUGUCUUCCUGUUGUUCCCCUUUGCAUUUCUCUCUUUUGUAAGUAUUUGUGAAGCCAAGAUUCUCCAUUUAUGCAGUUUUUUGAGGAAAGACUUUCUUGUCCAUCCUUUUUCUCCCCUUUUCUGUUCCCCACACGUGGGAAAGUGCACUGGAUAUGCUGGUUUAGUUUCUGAAGUUUGCUUUUUACUGUUUUUCAACUGCCUUAAUUGUGGAGUGUAAAUCUUUUACUUUUACAAUUCAUUUCGCCCCAUCUCUUCUAGUGAAGUGAGUACGAUUUAAUUUAGCAUGUUUGAUAACGAGCUGAUAUUUCUUUUGGUUUUUUGGGAAGGUCUAAGCGACAGAAUUCAUUGGCCUCAUGCUCGGUGGAGUUUCUCGUUGUGCUUUAUUCCAUAAUUAAUUGAUUAAAGUAUCUUCAGACCGUACGACCUAAUAUCUUAACAAGAUCCAACUUAUCUGGAAAUUCUCUUGUGUGGAUUUCUUUCUUUUUCUUUGAGGAAAAGUUCGCUAAUAUGUAUGUGGAUUACAAUUUAAGGACAUUGCGGGAGUAUAAGGUUGCAUUUUAAAGAUAUGGAUAACUUAAAUAAAUGCGUGGAUAUUACUGCCACUAUCUUACCUUUCCCUUGUUUUGAACAAGGAUCAUUACUUUCAACAUUGUCCUUGUUCCAUCAGUUUUGCUUCUCUUAAGAGUUUUUUGUCUCCUCCAAAGGGCUUCUUUUCUCUGCUUCUUUGUUGCUUAUUGGUAUUUAACAACUUUUGAAUCAUGUAUUGAAAUCCAAAGAAGCUCAAUUGAGAGGAAGUGGCAUGUAAUCCUGAUGAAAAAAAAUAUAUUUCUUUAUAAUGCUAUACUUUGUUGCUUUACUGGGCAAGGACUAUGCUUGGUUAUGAACAAUCUGGUUACAAAAACCAUUGUUGGAAUAUGAUAAUGUUCUUUUUCUUUUGCUGAUUCAACGAGUGUUCACUUGUCCUCUAAGUGUUAUCCCUUAGUUAUUUUGAGCGCAUCCAGUGACGGUGUUUUUAGGUGGAUAUUUAAGUCUCUUCAUAGCUAUGCACUGUGCUUCACAUUCUCUGAUUUUUUGUUUGCCUUUCAGUAACAUUUAAUUUUUCUUCUAGACUCUUAAGCCACACAGCUGGACAUGCAUGGAUAUCUACAUUUUUGCAACCCCGUACCGUGUAACAUGGGAUUACUACUUUCUUUCGCGGGAUCAUACACUUGAUAUUGAUCAUUGGGAAGGAAAAGCUGAGUACGAAUAUGUAAGUUGUCACCUUUGAUUGUAAACCAUUUGAGAUGAGCUCUUAUUUUUUUGCACCUUCGUUUGAUGUAUAUUAACUUUUUUUUUUCUCUUGCAAAAUCAGGUAAAACACAAUGGAGUUUCCAUCUUCUUGAUGGAGUCUGGAAUGCUGGGAACUCUUCGAGCACUGUGGGAUGUAUUUCCCUUAUUUUCGAACACUGGAUGGGGAGAGAGUUCGAACCUUGCUUUCCUUGAGAAACACAUGGGUGCUUCUUUUGAACAGCGUCCUCAACCAUGGGUUUCAAAUGUUAGUGCUGAUGAUAUACACUCAGGGGAUCUGCUUGUUUUGUCAAAAAUUCGUGGGCGAUGGGGUGGCUUUGAAACUUUAGAGAAAUGGGUUAGUGGAUCCUACGCUGGUCAUUCUGCUGUUUGUUUAAGAGACGCUGAUGGAAAACUUUGGGUUGGAGAAUCAGGGCAUGAAAAUGAGCAGGUAAGUAUCCUUUGAUUUUUUUUUCUGCAGCAUUAAUCUUAUUUAAGUCUAGUUUAACAUCCAUUAAUCUUCUUUAACUCUCCUACAACUUUUUAUUUCGAACACCUAGUGCAGACAUAACUUGGAUUACUUAGUGAUCAGUUUUUGAUAGAGUCGGUGUUCAAUUGGUACAGAGAUCACGAUCUGCCCCUAAAGAGUUGGAAGUUAGGGCUUUCAUAUAAUUAGGUUCUCUAGAAGAUUACAGUGUAGCUUUGUUGACGAACAAUUAUACAUUAUUUCGUGUAAGGAGUUAUACGUGAAUGCAGAUAGGAAAAAUUAAGCGCAAUUAAAACAAGGCUCCAAUUAACGCUGCAGAGAAUCUGGCCCCUUGUUAGAACUUCUAGUUGAAAAAUCAUUAGGCUUCCCUGGAUGCAAUGACUCGUAAUUGAAUGGAACUGAUCAGAAAUUGCAUUCGCUUAUUGAUUGAAUAUCCUGAUGAUGUUCAAAUGAGGGUUUAAGUUGGCCCAAUGAAACAACAAUCGAAUGCAACUACAUUGUCAAUCGCUUCCGAUAUGAUAAAACUUCCAAGAUUGUUCCAGAUUUUAUAUUAUAGUAAAUGAAGUGUAUCAGAUGUAACAUAGCGUUAACAUGGUUAUAGUAUUCUGGGCGCACCCAUUGCUUCGCCAAGGUCAAUGUAAAAAAAAAGUGAAUUGAUGGUUUUUGAUCUCAUAUUACCCACUUCUGGUUGAAUCCAAAAGUUCACUUCAUUGGAUAAUUGUUUCUUGAAGUCUUUGUGAAUGGAUGGCUUCAUAGGCAAUCAGAACAAUUUCCUCUAUUAGUGCUGCCAUCUUUAGUUUAAUCCCCUACUAUUUUAUGAGACUGAUUUGUUCUCUACCCUUUUACUCUGCGGAAUAGUUGAUGUGAGUAAACUCAGUUGUAAUUGUGAUUUAAUAAAUCUUUCUUUGGUCAAUCCUGACGAGAACUAUGCAUGCAUAAUUUGCAGUAUUGUUCGGAAUGAAACGUGGGACUAUGAUGAUGAUGUCUCUGGUAAACUAAUAUUCGACAUUUCUUUUCUAUGUACAGGGAGAGGAUAUUAUUGCCAUGUUGCCCUGGGAAGAAUGGUGGGACUAUGAGCUGAAUAAAGAUGAUUCUAAUCCUCAUAUUGCACUGCUUCCUUUGCAUCCUGAUAUGCGAGCAAAGUUUAAUGAGACCGCAGCAUGGGAAUAUGCCGGAACCAUGUCAGGGAAACCAUAUGGUUAUCAUAACAUGAUAUUCAGCUGGAUAGACACUUUAGAGGGGAAUUACCCUCCACCGCUGAAUGCGCAGUUGGUAAUGACACUGACAUGAAUCUUUCACAUCUCAUUUUCGUUAGUAGUUAGGUAGAAGGUGAAUAAAAUUUAAAGGAUGGUAGGUCCAAUUGCAUUCAAUGGCGUUUCAUGCUUUACUUGACCUGCAAUUUUUACAGUCGAUUAAUUGCCUAUUGCUGACAUCAGGGUUGGUUUUUUCUCUGUAUAAAUUAUUUGGUGGUUUUCUUUUAGCAUUUUGAAUGGUUUGAUUUGUGUUGUUAGUGCCUCUCCAAUCCCUUGGUUUUUAUCUGUGAUCACUUGCAUUCAUGUAUUAAUAGAGUUUCACCAGACAAUUUCACUGUUGUCAGCCUCCAAUCAAUUGAUGAUAGUUCACUUUGUUGCAUACGAUGGGCCAUGGAACAAGAAGGGGUAAAAUUGAUUAAGCUUUGAUGCCUUCUGAGGAGAAAAAGGUUCUUUACACUUGUAGGGCUCCACCUUCCACACCUAAUAACAUGGAGAGGGCCUCUUUGAAGAGAAAUCGAUGGGGAAGGUUACAUAUGCUCAUGUGGAGUCAUUGACCUUUUCACUCCUUUCGAUUUAAUAAAGUUUCCAUUUGGUUGAAUGCAUUUGUGAUUCAGACCGGCGGAGUUACUCCAGUCCUCUAAUGUAGUGUCGCAACGGAUCAAUUUCCAUUCUAUAGUUAGAAACUAUCAGUGGUUUUGCCAUGAGAAAGUGGGCUCAACAAUCUGAUUCUCACAACCCCACAACCCACAACCAAGAACCCUGUGCAUGUUCUUCAGCAUUCGCAGAAUUAUGAAGCUGGGUUUCAUAAUUCUUACUCUGCACGCUUUCAAUCUCGUGUUAUUGCAAUUAUUUUCGCAGCUAAUACUUUUUUCUACUAACCCUGUCUACAUUUGAGGCAUUGUCCCCCGGAUUAAUGUGAUUAACUCAACAAGUAAAAAUUCCUUAGUGUCUACACCUCCGCUAAAUUGUGAGGUCAAUCUCAUGACGGAACUCAGAAUCAGAGCCGGAAGGCCGAUGUGGGCUUUGGUUGCUUGAACCCAGAUCCAGAUUGGGAUCGUAUCUUCCAUAUCAGCUAAAACCAGAUGAAAAGGCAUAUGAUGGAAUUUUUUUGGAGUACAAUAUACAAAAUAGGUAUGUUUGCUAAAAUGGGUAUAAACAAAAUGCGGCAACAAAACGCUAGCUUUCAAGGGACAAAAUCAUCAUUUUUUAAGGGAUAAAUGGGGUUGUUUUUCCUCCCCCAAGCUAGAACAUAAGUGGAUGGAUUCUACUAGUUAUCUCGUCGAGAUGAUGAUGUUAUUGAAUUGGCUUUCUUUGAAAUUAUUUUACUGCCUUAAAUAGUAGGCAGCCAUAUUUCUGGAUACUUUCUGGUCCUUGACAUUCUUGCCCUCCUCUUACAGGUUGCCUCUGUUAUGACUAUGUGGAACCAGAUCCAGCCAACUUAUGCUCCUAAUUUAUGGAAUGAGGCUCUGAACAAGCGGCUCGGGACUCAGGUUUGCAAUCGCUUCUUACUUGAGCAAAAUAGCAUCAUUAUUUAUUUAUUUAUAAAAUGUACAUUUAUGAUUUCAUGUGGUUAUAAUUCAUUUGAGCAGCUGUAUCACUAUCUCGUAUCGUUUAAACAAUGCUAGAUUGAUUUAAUAUUAUCUUAGCUUAGAUGGUUGGGGCCAAGAUAAGUUGGCUGAUUUCCCUCGGUGGGUCUGGUCCCCAAGUUUCUUUUUUUAAAAUUUUAAAAACUAUGGAUAAUUAGGGGAAUGAGGAAAUAAUACGUAAUUUUAUUUUAUUUUCUUUUUUAAUUGGUUUUUUAAAUGGGUGCAUCCUUCCCUAUGUUUGCCUGAAAUAAUCAUAAACUGAAGACUAGAAUCCGUUGCCAAGUCAUUUUAAUUUAGGAAAUUUAAAUUCUUUCUCCAAGUAUUGUUUAAAAAAUUAAAAUUCAUAGGAUAAUUAAGGGAAGGAAGAAAUAACAUGUGACCAGAAUCCCAUUUUUUUGUCCUAAAUCAUUUUUUUUUGGGGUCACUAGAAUCUCAGCCUGCCGGAGAUUCUGGUGGAAACAGAGAGGCGUGGUGUCUCAUUUGACAAGCUGUUGACCAUCCCGGAGCAAGAUGACUGGCUCUACUCCGACGGCAAGUCUUCCUCCUGCAUAGCCUUCGUUCUUGAGAUGUACAAGGAGGCAGGCCUUUUCGGCUCCAUCGCCAGCUCCAUCCAGGUCACAGAGUUCACCGUAAGUCCCCCCUCUCUCUCUCUCUCUCUCUCUCUCUCCCAUCUGACCUUCUGCUUCCCUCUGUCUCUGCCUCCCACUAUCUCUCUGCUCUCCCUCUCUCGCUAGUCUCUCUCUUCCCCGCUCUAAAGAUUUGAACUUUCAUUCCCAGCCAGUCUUUUCAAUACGCUUGAUUUCUCUGCCUGUCUGCUUUCUCCAUAAUUGUCUUUCUCCUGCAGAUCAAAGACGCCUACACGCUGAGAUUCUUCGAGGACAAUCAAACCCGGCUACCCGAGUGGUGCAAGGAAGCCGACGGAUCGGUCCUCCCCUUCUGCCAGCUCCGUGGCAAGUACCGAAUGGAGCUCCCCGACUACAAUUCCCUCCUCCCCUACUCCCACAUGAACGAGCGCUGCCCAUCACUCCCCCCCGCCUACCACCGCCCCAACGGCUGCUGA